UUACGUUUUCGCUGUGACUUUUCCGUGAUGUGCUUGUGUCAAAAUACAUUCCAUAAAUUUUCUUCAUUUUUACAUAAAAAUCCAAUAAAAUAAUUUAUAAAAUCAAUCUAAACUAUUAAAUAAAACAUAUUUCAUUCCAUUAAAUAUAAAAUUCAUCUAAAAAAAAUCCACCAUCUUUAUACAAUCUUUUAAAGAAUAAAAAAAAGUUCUUCCAACAAGUAGUUUGUGUCUGGUUUUGUUGAGAAAAGAAAGUUGUUUCGUGCCUCGGGAGCAUUCAACAUUUUUUUUUAUUAAAAUAAAACGACAAAUAGAGCUCCCGUAUUUAAACAAAAAAAUAGAAAAAAAAGUUGUUGAAAAAAAUAAAUAAAACCAGAAGUUAAAAGAAAAAGCUCACAAAUAGAAUAUCUCUACGAAUUGAAGUCAAGUAAAUAUUUGUUAAGUGGUUGUUGGUGAUCUUUCUUAAAAGCAAGCAAGAAUUUCCUUUCCUCAAGUGCAUUUCUGCAUCUUCUAUCGUGUCUCUAUCUAUCACACAAACAACAAGAAAGUCGUCCUAGUCGUUGUUUGUCGUCGUUGUCGUCUUCGAUUUUGUUCACAUUAAAAAAAAAGCGGUUUCAUCGUCGUUAUUUAGUUGGUUGUUGGUUUUUUUUGGUCGUGGAUUGGAAUCGGGAAUAAAAUAAAAUGUUGCGGUUUCUAAGCAGACGAAAAGUCCGGAACACCGCCCCAGACGGCGGCGGCGGUGGAGGUGGUGGCAAUGCCACCAGCAGCAGCUCCCAAAUCAAGUCUCAGAGAAUUGCAGCAAAUAAAAAUAAAAUCGAUUGUCGUGUCAUUUUGUUGGACAACACAGAUCUCUCCAUCGAGUUGUCGAAAAAAGCAAUGGGAAGCUAUUUAUACGAACAGGUUUUCUACGCUCUUGAUCUCACAGAAAAGGACUACUUUGGUCUGCAAUUUACCGACGCUAAUCACGUGAAACAUUGGUUGGAUCCAACAAAAGCCAUUAAAAAACAAGUCAAAAUUGGCCCACCUUAUACAUUCCGUUUAAAGGUUAAGUUCUAUUCAUCAGAGCCAAAUACCCUCCGAGAAGAGCUUACACGUUAUUUAUUUUUCCUUCAACUUAAACAAGAUCUCUUAGAAGGUCGUUUAGAUUGUCCCGAUGAUAAAGCUACUGAAUUGUGUGCUUUAGCUUUACAAUCUGAAUUGGGUGACUAUGAUGAACAAGUGCAUACAGCAGCAACAGUAUCGGAAUUUCGUUUCGUUCCUGAACAAACGGAAGAAUUGGAAAUUGCGAUUCUGGAAGAAUACAAAAGCUGUCGCAGCUUGACACCUGCACAAGCUGAGACAGCGUACUUAAACAAAGCCAAAUGGCUAGAUAUGUAUGGUGUUGAUAUGCAUACUGUUCUGGGAAAAGACGGCUGUGAAUACCAUUUAGGAUUGACACCCACUGGUAUAUUAGUUUUUGAGCGUGAUCAGAAAAUCGGCUUAUUUUUCUGGCCAAAAAUCAGUAAGCUGGACUUUAAGAAGAAAAAACUAACUCUGGUCGUGAUUGAAGACGAUGACGAGGGCCGAGAACAAGAGCACACAUUCGUUUUUCGAUUGUACAAUGAAAAAGCUUGUAAACACCUAUGGAAAUGUGCUGUAGAACAUCAUACGUUUUUCCGUCUACGCGCCCCCGUUAAGGGUCCAUCUGCUAGGCAGAAUUUUUUCCGAAUGGGUUCACGCUUUCGAUACUCGGGAAGAACAGAAUUCCAAACAACAGCACAGAGUCGAGCUCGCCGAACUGUGCAAUUCGAACGUCGGCCAUCGCAGAGAUUCGCCAGCCGACAAUCGCACCUGUUGCGCGAACGACAAAAAGCGUCAGCUGCGGCGGCAGUAGCAGCCAUCGCUGCAAGAAAUUCAAUCGAUCAAGCAAAUGAAAGCCUUCUACCACUAACAUCGAUGACAGACAAUAGCCUUGUCCAGAUUGAUUCGCCAUCCAUGUCUACCAUUACUCCAUCACCAUCUGUGCAAACGGUAAUUCACAACUCAAUCUGUGAGCUACCGGACACAUCUUGUGCGGCAUCAAUUAACUCCGGCCAUAUGAACACGUGCGCGUCGCUGGGUCACGUCUCCAUGAAGUCAACAUCGAGCACUGAAGAACCUGGCUACAGUAAAAUUGGUUCAUUUGGUAAAGCUGGACUUACUGUAAAAAUGGAACCUGAGACACCAGCAUACCCAUCGCCGACCACGAAGAACUUUGAAGACACUAAUCCAUUUAGGACACAAUCUCAUCACGGUUCGUUUGGAAAGGCUUCCAUAAGUUCAUCAUUUAGCAUAAAAAGUGGCUUAUCGGAUAAAGAUAAGGAGCUAGAUUCAUUGCUUAAGUCCAUUGUUAAAGAUCCAUCCCCAUCAAUCCUAGCUACCGAAGCAAUUAAUGAUGCUAACAGUAUCAGGGUAACAAUCAAUAAGACAUCGGAUAUGGAACAUAAUACAGAGACUUUGAAGCGAUUAUCAAAUAAUAAUGAAAAACCAAACAACCAAGUGAAAAUGGCAAAUAUUGGAUCUGGAGCGCUACCGCCUGGGCACAUUAAGUGCAACAUUCUAAAAGCCCGAGUAGAAGAAGAACUUGGAGCAGCUAACAAUGCCAAGUUAACAAAUCAAAUGUUUGUUCCUGCUGCUUCUUCCUUGAACAACAGUCUAUAUCAUUCCGAUGGACCCGAUUCCAUCAAUGCUACCUACAUAUCAGUCGGCGGUGACAAACUCACACUAAGCAUAACCGAACCAAAACCAUCUUCAUCGCCUACAAUAACUACAUCAUCACCGCUACCGCCCAGCAGUCCCACAAAUGCUUUUGCUUCAACAACACUUACGACAGUUGUUACAACAACACCCAGUAGUCCACCGCCACCAUCAACGCCGACCCUUGUCUCGACGACAGAUUCACUUAUAAAUGAGAUAUUCAUUAAUAACAUUAGCAGCAACGUUGUCGACGAUCGCAAGGAAGUGGUCGCACCACCGGCUGUGCCGGUCAACAAUGUGUCCAAUAUAAUUUCGAACGACGAACGAAAUCAUGAAAAUAAGGAGAACAAGGAACUGAAUGAAAAUAAAUAUCGGGAAAAGAAAAAUUCCAUUAACCACAUCAACCCACCCAAUGAAAUGGUCUCACCAUGGCUUGUGUCCUCUGAAAUUGUUUCGGCUCCAAAAAGUAAAGAGCCAACAAUUAUACGUAAAUCAGUCAUUACAACACAAUUGUAAUGAAUUAACUAAAUUAAUUUAUUCUGGCAACUACUUAAGGUAUUAUUUUUAUCUAAAUUCACAAAAAAAAAAAACAUGAGAUACAAUCAAAAAGGAGAAAAAUGCAAACAAAUAUUCGCAAUAUUAAACGGAUAAAUAAACUACUUAGUAAUUAUUAUUAUUAAAAAUAAAAACGGAAGAAUAUUUACAUAUAUCUACACAAUACAAUCCAUUUAUCUUAUAUACAAUAUUUAUUUUAUUUAGGCUGUUAAUAUUUACAUGUAUAAAUAAAAUUUAAAACUGAUAAAUUA
Messenger RNA from Episyrphus balteatus (marmalade hoverfly), 3518 nucleotides. Its product is annotated as band 4.1-like protein 5. Gene Ontology annotation, molecular function: cytoskeletal protein binding. The transcript has 11 exons. Lineage: Eukaryota; Metazoa; Arthropoda; Insecta; Diptera; Syrphidae. The coding region runs from base 679 to 3228 and encodes 849 amino acids. Gene Ontology annotation, cellular component: cytoskeleton. The record is from RefSeq and is a predicted model, not a curated record.